AUGAGUGGCAGUCUUGUACCGCCGAUAUCCAUAAAGACCGUCUUGACUUGUCUACUAUGGUACACAGUUUCAUCGAUCACGUCCCAAUUGACCAAACUCAUCUUGACUAAAUUCACAUAUCCGCUCUUCCUAUCUCAAUGCCAGUUUCUUAUCGGGGCCGCAUUGGCAGCGUUUGUUAUUGUUGUAGCCAAGUCGUUCCCCCAUGUUGAAGAGUAUUUCCCCGCGGGCAGCAUCCCGUCGUCCAAGCUGCGGACACAGCCAGUUCUAUCGUUUGCCAUGCUUUUAAAAGCGUUUCCCUUGGGCUUGUUUCAGUUUGUGGGCAAGUACUUUUCCUUGAGUGCCACGUCGUUGAUUCCUUUGCCUACGAUAUCCAGCGUGAAGGCAUUGAGCCCCUUGUUGAUUGUUCUUGGCUACCGCAUAAUCUACCACGUUGUGUUCCCUCCAGUGACGUAUUUAUCGCUAGCACCACUUUUAAUCGGCGUCAUUUUGAUCAUUACCUCCGACUCCGUUAAGAAUCCGCAUUCCACAACAAACUUGUUGACGAAUGAGAACCACGAGAUUGACAACAAGCAAGUGCAGGGUCUUGUCUUGUGUCUAUUGAGCACGGUGGUGUUUGCGGCUCAAAACAUCUACGGGAAGCAGAUUAUAACAUGGGACAAUGCCGACAAGAGCCACAAUCCUGCAUCGCUCGUGUUGAACACCGAGCCGUCCAAGCCCUCGACGCCAUUGCCUUCAUUUGAAUUUGAGAAAAACAACCACCACCCAAAAUCGCAAUUUGGCUAUUUCGAGCCAAAAUCAGCCAAUAAUAACGGCGAUUUUGCCCAAAAUAAUGCAAAGAAAUAUCUCCAUGUUCGACAGCGGAGCAAUUCUGUCCAUUUACCUUACUCGACAUCGGAUCUAACACUAGAUCAGAGAAAAGAAAACCAUUUGUGGACACCGCCGACGCUGCCGCAUUCUUUGAAUACCUACUCGGCUCCAACGUAUGCUCACACCGCGCGUGUGGGCAACACCAACGCCUACAAUCCGUUUGCCUACUUUAUCAACCGAUUCCAGUUGGACAAGGUGCCCAAGCCAGACAAGAUGACAAUCAUCUUGUACUGUUCCUUGAUCGGCUCCUCUUUUUCCAUUGGCGGGUUCUUGAUGAAUGAACUUCCCAAGAUGUACCGCCAGUUUGCCUUUGACUCCGACUUGGAGAAUAUCGUGGAUACAACCUCGGAUUUCCUUGCCAUCAUGGUGCUCAUUCUUUUAGAUAGCUUAUCGCAUUUCUUGCAAACGCUCUUGGCGUUCCACUUGCUCGGCUCGAUUCCAGCACUUUCAUACUCGAUCGCGUCCAUGAUGAAGAGAAUCGUUCUUAUCACGGUGAGCAUCAUCAUUACCUUGAACCACGCCACAGUAGUAGAUGGUGCCCAAUCUAUACAGUUGGGGCAGCUCACCACGGAGCAAAUUGUGGGCCUAGUUUUAAUUGCAAUCGGGCUAUACUGUUACGACAGGUGGGGUUCGCGUAGUCUCAAAUCGAAAUAG
Molecule: messenger RNA, 1521 nt
Organism: Lodderomyces beijingensis
Lineage: Eukaryota; Fungi; Ascomycota; Pichiomycetes; Serinales; Debaryomycetaceae
Source: the annotation of a GenBank genome assembly